Falco peregrinus (peregrine falcon) is the source of this 5244-nucleotide messenger RNA. It is a transcript of the gene MLLT3, whose product is annotated as MLLT3 super elongation complex subunit. The record is from RefSeq and is a predicted model, not a curated record. Gene Ontology annotation, biological process: regulation of DNA-templated transcription. The transcript is spliced from 11 exons. Lineage: Eukaryota; Metazoa; Chordata; Aves; Falconiformes; Falconidae. Bases 259 to 1911 code for a protein of 550 amino acids. Gene Ontology annotation, cellular component: super elongation complex.
GGGCGGUGCGCAUGCGCGGCGGGCACUCGCCCAGGCGGCGGGGCUGGCGAGAGCGCUGAGGCCGAGGGUGCUGCGAGGCAAGGCAGCCAGCGAGUCAGCCAGCCAGCCAUCCAGCGGGAGCAGCGAGGCAGAUGAUGUACGCCGGCCGCCCGCCGCUUCUCUGCACGCCCGUCGUCGUCUCCACGUCUUCAUGAAUUAGCGCUGCGGGUGGGGGCGACGGACCGGAGCGAGCGCCCCAGCAGAACCGGCGCCCCAGGCAUGGCCAGCUCGGGCGCCGUCCAGGUGAAGCUGGAGCUGGGACACCGAGCCCAGGUCAGGAAGAAACCCACCGUGGAGGGCUUCACCCACGACUGGAUGGUGUUCGUCAGAGGACCCGAGCACAGCAACAUUCAGCACUUUGUGGAGAAAGUCAUCUUUCACCUGCACGAGAGCUUCCCCAGGCCUAAAAGAGUGUGCAAGGAUCCACCAUACAAAGUUGAAGAAUCUGGGUAUGCUGGUUUCAUUUUACCAAUUGAGGUUUACUUCAAGAACAAGGAAGAACCUAAGAAAGUUCGAUUUGACUAUGACUUAUUCCUGCACCUUGAAGGCCACCCACCUGUAAAUCAUCUCCGCUGUGAAAAGCUCACAUUCAACAACCCGACAGAGGAAUUCAGAAGAAAGCUGCUAAAGGCAGGAGGGAUCAUGAUGAUGUCAGAUAGCACAUCAUUCUCUUCAGGACAGAGCCUUCAUCUCCCCAACCUGCCCAGUAAUUCCCUGUCUUUUUCUGAAGUGAAGAAGAAAUCAUCUCAUGGGCCAAAGGACCCAACUAGGAUUCUGAACACAAAUAGUAGCAGCAGCAGCAGUAGUAACAGUUUUUCCAAGACCAAGUUAACAAAGGAGCACAAGGAAAAAACUUCUAAAGACUCAAAAGAACAUAAAAGUGCCUUCAAAGAACCUUCCAGGGAACACAACAAAUCUUCCAAAGAAUCCUCUAAGAAACCCAAAGAAAACAAACCACUAAAAGAUGAAAAAAUAGUUCCUAAGAUGGCCUUCAAGGAACCCAAACCCAUGUCCAAGGAGCCAAAAUCUGAAAACACCCCCAUCCUUACUAGUACAGGUGGGCAGCAGCAAGAAAAGAAGACCCCUACAAAAAGGCCAUCUGUUCUGGACUCUGAUGAACCUUCUGCAAAAAAAAGAAAAAAAAGUGGCUCAGAUUCAUUAUUUAAAAGUUUUUCUAGUGCCCCACCACUGAUUCUUACGUGUUCAGCUGACAAAAACCAGACAAAGGACAGAUCUCAACUCAAGGUGGGGAGAGUCAAAAUUGAAAAUGAUGCACUGGAAAGGAAGACGCCUGCUCUACCGCCAUUUGAUGAUAUUGUAGAUCCCAGUGAUUCUGACAUGGAUGAAAACAUGUCCUCCAAAUCUGAACCCAGUCCUGCAAGUUCCAGCUCCAGUUCCAGUUCCAGUUUUACACCAUCUCAAAACAGCAGACAACAAGGUCCCUUGAGGUCUGUAAUGAAAGAUCUGCAUUCAGAUGAUAAUGAAGAUGAAUCAGAUGAAGCAGAGAAGAAUAAUGAUUCUGAGUUGGAACGACCUGUAAAUACACGAGGAGGAAACAGAAGUCGCAGGGUUAGUCUGAGUGAUGGCAGUGACAGUGACAGCAGUUCAGCUUCCUCACCACUACAUCAUGAGCCAGCACCACCUUUACUGAAAACCAACAACAAUCAGAUUUUAGAAGUGAAAAGUCCAAUAAAGCAAAACAAAUCUGAUAAACAAAUAAAGAAUGGGGAUUGUGAUAAGGUAGUAAAUCUUAUAGAAGAAACUGGACACUUUCAUAUCACAAAUACAACGUUUGACUUUGAUCUUUGCUCACUGGACAAAACCACAGUCCGUAAACUACAGAGUUAUCUGGAAACGUCUGGAACCUCCUGAGGAUUCAGCAUCUGGCUGCAUCAAAAACUGUUCUUUAAAUGACACAUUCAGAAUGAUGCAACCAAAAUGGGGAGAAGGAACAAAACAACCGUCUUCAGCUUUAUUUUUCCUUAAAGCCAGUCAUCAUCUCUUAAUAAGGGAGAAAAAAAGUGACAAGACUCAGAGGACCGCUCUUCUGAAGAAGAAAAUACUCUGGAAGAGUUUGCCUGGAUAGCCUUGAAAAACAAACACACAAAGACAAAAAUACUUGGUCUUAAUGAAUGUGUAUGGUAUCAUGUAUCUCUCUCUGUGGUGUUCCAGUCCACAAGAUGAAUGCAUGUUCAGCACACUGCCUUAUUACAUAACUGAUCUAUUUAUUAUUGCAUACAUGUAUUCUAAAAGUCAUUGAAUGACACUACCAGAUGUUGCAAAUAGCGGGGUCCCAUGUGUGCUCUUUUCAUGCAGUACUAUCACAAGCCUGGUAAACCUUAUUCAUGUUAAAAUGCCACUUCUUGCUAUCUUUUUCUAGUCAUUUAAAACACUACAGUCUUGUUUUCACUUCUGCAUUCCAGGAAACAAGAUACAAAGUUGAGGACCAAACAGCGGUCCUGUAUUUUCUUUCCUAUCUGUCACAGCAGGUUGCACUGCAGGUCCUUGGUUCUAUCCAUUUAUUGAUCUUGGUCACAGUAGGAAAUGCACCAAAUAGGAUCAUAUGACUUGCUGUCUAGCCUUAGUGAAUAAACCAGUAGGGCUUUUAACGAAAAACUAUGUAUACUGUCCUGAAUCCAGCAUCUUUUCCAGUCUCCAUUCUUGUGUCUGUUUUAAUGUUACAAAAUUAAAUAUGAGUGAAGGUGUUCUGCAGUAUCAUCAUACAAGAGGAAAUACUGGUCCUGUCUUCUAAGAAAGUGUUGUAGAAAAUUCUUAAUUUGGAGCUAUUUAUUACUAUAAGUUUUAACACUCCUCUGCUGCCAUUGUGUAACUAACUUUUACCAUAAAGCUAUAUGCAUAAUAGUUUUGUUUGUUCAUGUAAUAUGUGGUCUGCUUAGUUUGUUUUGGGGUUUUGUUUCCGGUUUUGUUGGUUUUUUUACAACUGCUAAAUUAAAACCCAUUAUUUGAAAAGAAAAAUUAUGUUGUUACACAGUUACAUAUUGGAAUAUAUACAUAUGAUAUAUUGUGUAUAUAUAUGUGUGUGUAUAUAUGUGUACACACACCUGUAUAUAUAAACACACACAUAUACAUACCUGCUUUUUAACACUUCCCAGAUUUUCUUAUCUUUUCAACAAGCCACUUGUGUUUCCAGAAGGAUUUCUUGUCUAUAAAAAUGCGUAUUCUGUCAUACCAUCUGUUAUACAUUAAAAGCAGGAUCCUUGUUUAUGCGUGAUCAAAUGAGAGGAUGUGUACUCACUUUCCCAUCAAAACUCCGUGCUCUCAUAUUGCUGAUGGUUUCUUGAUGAAAUCAUCAUCGUUCUAUUAGAAGUUCAAAUCCUCCAAUGAAAAGAAAAUAGAACUAAAAUAAUACUUCUGGAAGCACAGGUUUAUUCAGGUUUACCUGCCUUACAAAAUGUAUCUUGUUUCUGGACAGGCCAGUAUGUAAUGUGUAUGCUUACAUGCCAUGUGUAGUCUGUAUGUGUAGAGCUGAACAGUAGUAUCUGUAUGACUUACUGUUUCAUGCGCACAGAUUGUGCAGCACUGUAAAACUAAAUUUUAUUGGGGUUAUUUCUUAUUCAGAUGGUAAAUUUUAAUAGUGUUUCUUUAAGUCCAAAGAAGGUUUUACACUUUACUCUUUUUGAGAGGCAGGAUAUGGAUUGGGCUAUGGUUCUUUUUACUUAUUUAAAAUGUUGUUUGACCACACUCUGCAGGGAGUCCUUCUCAGGCUUCCCAAGAAUAAGUGUACUUUUUCAGUAAUGUUAUGACUCUUAUUGACGAUUGGCAUGAAGCAUACUUGAAGCAUUAUGUUGUUCUUUUAAGUCUAUGUCUUAAUGUGCAAUUGGGGAGCAGGGUGAGGGGAGGAGGAGCGGGAGUGUAAUUGCAAAGUUACUUUUGACAUAAGGCAGGUGGUGAUGGGGAUAGGGAAGGGAUGCAUGUGAAGGGGAUAAACUUCAAUUUUUAUUGAUUAUUUUGUAUGAAAAUGUUUGGAAAUCUAAAAGAAACCUUAAAAACAUUUGUUCUACUAGUGUGUGUUCAACUUCUUAUCUUUUAGUUAUACCAUAUACAUAUGGACUUCUGUCCACUUUGACUUUUCUAAGUUUUGUGGUAAAAACUCAUUUGAGUUUCAGGAGGGGAAGGAUCCCAUGAUUCUUCUAGGACAACUGUUGCAUUGUUUUGCUAGAAAUGGUGAAAUGAAUAAUUUUACCUUUAUAAUACCAGAUAAGCUUAAUUAUGCACUGAGAACAGGGUAGAAGAAAACAGCAAAUAGGAGAAUAGGCAUAAAAGGGAGAUGACAACAAUUACAGGGUCAACUUUGUACUGAAUUUCAUGCAAAUGGUGGAUCAUCCUUUAACUCUUUAAGUUUUCUAAUUUGAUGGGAGAAGGAAGAACGUAGUCUGCAGUUGUGUGUGUGUGUGUGCGCGUUGACUUUCACAAAAUUCUGAUAUAAUAAGAAUUACUAAGUGUUGAUCUACACUGAAAAAAUACAGUAGCUAUUUUGAUCUAAUUUUGUAUGCAGAAACAAAAUAAAUCCUUGUUCACUUAAUUUCAGACAUUCAUAUUUCUCUUAAAGAAAAAAUAGUAAGAUACCCUUCCAAGACUUUAAUGUAUAUGAACAUUGAUCUUUGGGAUGGGUUAGUGUUUUGGCAAUAAAUGUUUUGGAGUUUUACUUAACAUCAGGCUGUUUAAAACAAAGUUACACGUGAGAGUUUGGUUUUGUUGAGGUGACCAGGCAGAGGUCUGCAGUAAGUUGCAAUAUCUAAAAAAAAAAUUUCAGCAUGAGUUGCUGUUACCAGAACAGUAGUUAUAUGCAAUAGGAAGGACAGUUUGCAUCUCACCACUAACUUUACAACCUCAGAAAGUGGAUGUCCAAUACGGUUGAGAAGUUUUAAUAUCGUUUUGUAAGUCUGAAUCCACUGAGAGGCUUUACAAAAAAUUCAUUAUCAUCUGGAUGUUUAGGCCAUCUUAGUCCAUGCUAAAGAGAAAGAGCAAGAAAGGAGGAAGGGGCAUACACUGAAGUGAGGAGAGUCUUCCAAGGUAAAACAAAACCCAUGCUUAGUCUUCAGCCUUUGGAUCAUAAGAAAUGGUUGAUCAUUUCUCUCUCUCUUUUCAUGGGUUGUGUGGUUUUAGGUUAAGUCUAUGCUUUCAACUUCAGAAGCCAAGUACAUACAGUACAGUGCAUUUGGAGAGCCCAGUAUAUUUUUAUUA